This is a messenger RNA of Oryza sativa Japonica Group (Japanese rice), 2221 nucleotides long. Its product is annotated as E3 ubiquitin-protein ligase At1g12760. Lineage: Eukaryota; Viridiplantae; Streptophyta; Magnoliopsida; Poales; Poaceae. The record is from RefSeq and is a predicted model, not a curated record.
CCUCUACCGCUGACCUGGGGGGAUUCCUACUUAAGUAAAGAGCCCCCAAAUGCGCGAGAUAAAUUGGGGAGAAGAAAGCGUAAGAAAAAUAAAAGGAGAAAAAGGAAUAGAGAAAUUGGGGAAGAGAGCUACCUCGAAUCGAAGCUGCGAUCUCCACCUGGUGAAAUAGGAGAAUUGAUGAAUUGCUGAGAUUUGGUGAUUAGAGGGACCUUUGCUGCUGAGGCAUUGAGGUACACUAAAAGCAAGGGUGUGAAAAAGGCAACUUCAAUUGAAAACAUCUACAUAUCUAGGAAUGUCCUGAAACUAAUGUGUGGAGUAAACUUCUAGUUUAUUGCUGUCCGUCCUGUUGGGCCACAGUGCGAAGGUCAGGCAGAUAGUCAUCCAUUACUGAUGGGGGACUCUGGAAAUGCCAGUCAUCGUGAUCACACGAUCGACAUACUGAGAAAUGAUGCAACUUUCCCAUCAACAUCUCAUCAGGAUAAUCAUAAUAACUUGGAUGAGUUGCACCAAACUAGAGGGCCUCUAAAUGAUGUUCCUCAUGUCCCAGAAAGUUCUGCUAGUGCAACUCCUGCAUCUAUCUCCCGAAACGCUUCUUUUGCAAGAAGAGAUCAAGGACACCGUCAACCAAAUCCUUUGAAUUCUGGCUUCUGGAUCUCAAUUGAGCUUAUUGUAAGUUUAAGCCAGAUUAUAGCAGCUAUUACUGUCCUGUCAGUAUCAAGGAACGAGCAUCCUCAUGCUCCUUUGGCUCAGUGGCUUAUUGGUUAUACGAUAGGUUGUGUUGCUACUCUUCCUCACCUUUAUUGGCGAUUUCUCCACCGCAAUCGGCAGAACACAGAGCAAGAAUCAACAAAUCAGGUUUCAUCUGAAAGGGACGUAUAUGAGCCUAAUUCUUAUGUAGUAGUUUCGUCUGCUCAUGGAUCAGAAGUUGUGGACAGUGGUAAUAAUGGUGGAGUAGCAAGGAUUGCAAGUCCAAGGGUCUACGCAUUGGUUGCGUGCUUCAAAUUGGCUCUGGAUUGUUUCUUUGCUGUGUGGUUUGUUGUUGGGAAUGUGUGGAUAUUCGGGGGCCGUACUUCUCUCCAUGACGCUCCUAACUUGUACAGGCUGUGCAUAGUAUUCCUUGCAUUCGGCUUCAUCGGCUAUGCCCUGCCUUUCAUCCUAUGUACAAUGAUAUGCUGCUGCCUACCCUGCAUUAUCUCCAUGAUGGGCAUCCACGAGGAUUUGGAUUUUAACAGAGGCGCUACUGCAGAAGCAAUCGAUGCCUUGGUGGCAUACAAGUUCCAAUCGAAAAAGUUUCAAGAUGGAGAAGCGGGAGAAGAUAAUGGUGGAGUAUUGGCAGCUGGAACAGACAAAGAGCGAACUAUUUCUGCAGAAGACGCUGUAUGCUGCAUCUGCUUGUCAAAGUUCUCAAACAACGAAGAUCUACGGGAGCUUCCCUGCAAUCAUGUUUUCCACUUGGAAUGCGUCGAUAAAUGGCUCAAGAUAAACGCACUGUGCCCUCUUUGCAAGGCUGACUUAGGCGGCUCGACGAAUGCUCCGGACUCGAGCUCCAGGAGCAGCCAUGACAGCAACAACAGCAGAGUCAGGAACGACGUCGAGUCACAACAGUAGCUGCUCUCAUGCCCUUUCCCAUGAGCAUGGGGAUGGAACACAUUCUUGACAAUCUACAAAUUGGCAUGCAACUUCUCAAGUCCCUUUUUUUUUCAGACAGACUUGAAUAGAGCAUUUGCCUACACUGCUCUCUGGUGUUAACCCAGAAACUCCUAUGAGGCUGAGGCUAUGGCUAUGAGUUGCUGCCUGCAGUUUGUUCUGAACUGAAGUUGCCUGUAAGGCUGUAACAGAUUAUAGAUGGUGUUGGAAUAGUUAUCAUGAUGAUCACCUGAGUUGAGCAUAUUAGGUUGUUGAGGUUAACCUUCAACCGGGGAGGUUCAAUGUAAUUAUCUCCUUGUUUAGGAAAAAAUCCCCUCCCCUUUGUAUCUGCUCCCUUGUAUAGAAAACAACCAUCUCCAUUGUAUAUCAGAUCAAUUUUGCCUGCAUUUUGUAAAUUCAGUUAGUAGGCAGAGAUCUCCCAGCACUCAUCAAGUGCUUGAGCAAGUACAGAUUAGCAGUUGAGUUUAUUCUACUGUAAUGCAACACUUAUAGAUGAUAUUACCAUGACAUAAUCAUUUGAGCCCACAUAAUCAUUGGAUGAGAAUGGAAGAACAGAAGAGUAAACUCCCACGUU